Molecule: messenger RNA, 6825 nt
Organism: Fusarium vanettenii 77-13-4
Lineage: Eukaryota; Fungi; Ascomycota; Sordariomycetes; Hypocreales; Nectriaceae
Exons: 11
Coding region: 1-6825 (2274 amino acids)
Source: RefSeq, a predicted model, not a curated record
AUGUCCUUUUGUCCCAGAUUAGGCUCUUCGAGGAGCCGAAAUGACAGAAAUGGCGAACCGGGCAGGUGGUGGAGAGACUCAGGACCUCACGGUUCCUUUCCAAAAUCGGAGGAGCAAGCUCGAAGUCAUAAUGAAUGGAUUAGGAGAGAAAAGCAUGUCGACCAGCCCGAUGCGAACGCUCGAGCACUGAACGCCGUUUUGAAAGAAACCGCUGGGAAACUUUACGCCGACCGGAUGCACUUCCUACUCGAGCUACUGCAGAAUGCCGACGAUUGUCAAUAUGCUCCAGGUGUGACUCCGACCGUGAACCUCACAUACAAAGAGCAUGGCGAUGGGCGUGCGACAACUUUACGUAUCGACUGUAACGAGAUAGGGUUUCAUUCAGAGAAUGUUCGCGCUAUCUGUGGAUUCUGUGAGAGUUCCAAGCCAGCGGCUAAGGAUCAAAACCGUACCACCGGCGAGAAGGGCAUGGGAUUCAAGUCGGUGUUUGAAGUAGCCGACGUCGUGUGGAUCAGCUCGGGGUUCUACUCAUUCAAGUUUGUCAACAACGAUUCGGGGAUGUUGAGCAUGAUUACGCCUCACUGGGCGAAGCUGCCGGACGAUGAGCGUAGACUUCGAGGCCAUACGUCAAUGCUUCUGGAGCUGUCAGCUAAGUGUGACAAGGGUAUUCUGCUCGAAAAUUUCAAGUCAAUGAGCCUAGACACGGUGUUGUUUCUUCGGAAUCUAAAAAGGAUCAAGAUCAGCACGAUUGAGGCGGGAAAGAAGCGCUGGGAGACAACUAUCAAGAGACUCGAUGAUGGCCCAACGAAAGACGGCAUGUUCUCACGUACGAUUCAGAUAGGUGACACCUUGGCUUCGUAUCACGUCUUCAAGCAUGCCGUCAACGAGAGGGAUUUGCGCUAUGAUGAUCGUCGUCGAGACGUUAAGGAUUCGCAGAUCCUGUUGGCGUUUUCCAAAGCUGAUGAUCUGUCUCUCCCUCGCCAAGACCUGAAAGCGCAAAAGGUUCACGCAUUCUUGCCUAUUGACCACUACGGCUUCAAGUUCGCAAUUCAGGCAGAUUUUAUCUUGGUCAGCAGUCGUGAGGACGUGGAGGAUUAUCCAUGGAACACAUCUCUUGUGUCCCAGAUCCCCACAGCCUUCCUGGGAGCAAUCAAGGCUUUUCAAUCUCAGGAUGUUUUCUCGUGGAUCUCAUACGUUCCACUUGACCACUACGCAGACACAUUAUUCCAAGACGUUCCUGCGGCUAUAGUGAACGUCUUGUCAGAGAAUCCUGUCCUGCAAUCCGAUCAACGCGAAUGGCUACUCCCAUCCAAAUUGGCGAUACUCGGGGUGCACAUGCUCUCGGGGGAGGAGUUCAUGGACGAUCUCGAAGCCUUCCUUUCCGGUGACCCAGCCAAAUUCCAGCAAAUGGAGGCUACCUGGCAUGCCAGUGUGGCUGGUGUUCUUAUCUCGUUGAUCAUGGAACUGGAUGCCAUCACAGCCAUGGUCUAUCGCCGAAGAAUCUCAUAUUGGAAUCUGAUCCCGGUGUUAAAACAUGGGGAAAAUCCAGGCUCUUUGCGGCACUGUGAAUGGGUGUCAUCAAGUCAAGGGACCAUUUUCUUACCUGCAGGUCCUCACAUCAGUCUAGGUCUCCCGGGGGGUCUGGAUCUCUUUGAGGUCCACGGGAGUGCUGCGGAGCACCCUAUCUGGCUGGAUCUUUUGCGACUGCUGAAGGCUGAGCAGUAUAGGGUGAAGAGAAUAUGCGACAUCAUCGUCUCGCGGCACAAAAGCCCCGACUUUUCGCCGGCGAACCAGAGCCGGGAUGAUCUUGUGUCUCAUGUCGUAUUUCUGAAGAGAGCACGCUGGAGCCCACCUGACGGCACCAAGGGAGAGCUAUGGUUCGCGGCCAGCAACCACUCCUGCCAUCGAGGGUCAUCGAUAUACAUGAGGGGAGACUCUGUCACGCAAGCGGGCGUUCCCUUCACUGCGGAUGGGGGCGAAUCAUGGGUAGUCUGGCUUGCCCGAUGCUUUGACCUGACAAUUAUUCCGCGAUUGACUCUCAAGGGCGGCUCCGGAUCGAGCCAGUUUACAGUUACCCCUGAAUUCCAGUUCAUUGUUCAAAAUGACCCGCAAGCUGUGCUUGAGCUACUGCGGGGAUUUUGGCAUCUCUAUCGUGAAUGGAUUGUUGGAAAAACUGGGAACAACCCGAAGGGCUCUACGCCAGAUCAAGCGUCAAGAUCGAGGAUGAGAGCGUUCCUGUCGUCAAUGGAAGUUCCGUGUCUGGGAGGAACAAAAGGGAUACUGCGCAACACCGUCUUGCCUCGAAGUAAUGUCACCCGGGGUAUCAAGCUCCUAACCUCUGUUCCCCAGGAAGGACCGAGAGUGACUAGGGCACAGUGGGAGCAGAUCCCGACCACAAAGGCCGCUAAGCAGACGGAAACAAGCAACAUCCAAAAUCAACGAGCCGUAACCACCCCGCCAGAGCCUCUCGUGGAAGCAACAGACACUUCCGAGCCCCAGAGAAAGUCCGCUGGACAUUUCUUGAGAUUCCUCAGGCGCUUGCUGCCCCACUCAGCACGAAAGAGAAGCUCUCUUCCAGAAGUGAUAGACGAGAAUCCAGUACUCAUGUCCGACCCACCACCGCCUAACAUCAGGACCCAGGUAGACUGGCCCACGAGCAGACCCGGAGUUGUACAUGUAUCAGAGGGUGAGGCAAAGUCUCCGGAGGACCAAACGGCUGCUUUUACGGCCAGUUUAGAGUCCCGGCCAUUUCUUCAGGUCGGGGAUCCUGAAGACAAAUCCUGGGAUUUUCUUGAGAACUUCGGAGUUCUUACCAAGAUCGGCAUGAAUCACUUUCUGGUUCAACUUCGACAGCUGAAAGGCUCGACCAGCACAGCAUUGGAGACUGCUGCAGUGUUCAAUGAGCAUAUUGAACAUGCCAUCGGGCCCGAUGAUAUCAAGAUUGCUCGGCAAGCUUUUGCGAGUGAGGGGCUUAUGCUUGUUCCAGAUCCAGAGACGACAGGCGUUCGCUGGCUAACUCUUGAAGAAUGUGUCUGGGAUGGCCCAGAUUGCCUGAAAAGAACGCCCCGAUUGAAGUAUAUCUAUCCCUCACGGAUUCAACUGUUUUUGUACAUACUCAGGUGCCAAACUUCGGAUCUCCUGAUGCUCCUUCACGAAGCACAAAGCAUCCGCGAGACCGACAACCUCGAGCACAUCGCGCAAGUCUUUGAGGCAAUAUCCAAACAUCCCGAUCUUAGCGACAAUUCAGCACAUCCGCUACGGGAGUUGCCAAUCUUCCCCGUGACGCCGGCGGAUACUCCAGCCGGGUCUUAUCGCCUGCGAACUGCCUUGGACUCGGACGAAUGGUACAUUCCAGACGACCCCAAACCGACUCGUGUCUUUGCCAACUUAGAUGUCUUGUCAUUCGCUUCAUCCUCGUUGGAUUCAUACAAGUCCUUCUUUGACCGGCUCAAUCUGCGUCACCGCCUGCUUUCCGUCGCCGGAGAGAUUGCCCUUGUACCAGAGGGUGAUGUUCAGCCUGUUCCAUCAUACGAAGCAUGGCUUAAGAGAAUGCGUUUGGUGAUUGCGCUCGUGCCAACCUUGUUAGCGAACAAGGAAGAGAUCUUGAUUCGCCUGAGGCAUAUCCAUGUUUUCAAGGUCCAUCGAGCCACUAUGAGUUGGAGGGUCCGCAAGAAAGACCUAUCAAUUGCUCUCGUGAAAGAGUCUGUGGUGAAAUGUGUCGUUUUGCUGCCUGCCCACGAGCAGGAUCUCAAUAUCUGGUUGACAACUCAGGGGACCGCGGUCGAGACGGACCGCCUGAGAAAGCUAGCCUUCGAACUGUCCGAUUUUUGUGGCAUCACAAACGCUAAACAUAUCGAUCUGCUCGUCAGGGUCUUGAUAGAACAGAAUCGCAACCAUGUCGAGGAUGAGUUUCGGGCCUUAGGGGUUGCGUUUGAACCAACUGAUUCUGCCGAAACCUCGGAGAUGGUCGAUCAGCUUCCCAUGACAACCGAUUUCGGGCCUUCAACCAAGGAUAGCCUUGGCGAUGGUGGAAAAACUCAAGCUGUAAACGCAGUAUCCGUUGACCACCCGAAGGAAACAGAUGAGACUCGGGUUGUGGAUGAAACUCCAGUCACCGUUGAAGACCAGCCCAAGGGCGAAGGUACAGUUGAGACUCCAAACCAGAGUGCAGAGACUGGUCAGGAGGAUUCCGAAUCCAUCUCUCACUCCAAACAGUCCGAGAGUGAGGACACAGAGCAACUUACGGCCAAGUCAAACUCUCUAAGUCACGAGGUCACAGAAGAUCAGGAGAGUCUGGAAAGUGGCACUAACAAUGGAGCAUCGAAGACCGUUCAAAAGCCUCGGCAAACCAAACGGUCCGAGUCCUCCAAGACCCGGAAGGGCUCCCAGACGACACGUACAAUUCCCGUCGACAACAAUGACUCGAAAGAAAGCCUCGAUCAAGUCACCACAGAAGAGGAUUCCAGUGGUGAGACAGAAGAUGACAAAAGACGCCGCGGAAGGAGCCUGGGUGGUCGACCAGGCCUCCCCCAAACUCGAUCAACAAAUGUUCUACCCUCCAGAGAUCGUUCUGCAGACAAACCGGAGCCCCGUCCAAGAACACCAAAGCCACAAGGACAUGACGAGUCUUCUUUUAUCAACAUGAAUCAAGGCUGGAUCACAGUUCCUCGCCCGAUGACCAUCUUCUCGGGUGAAGAUACCAAGGAGACGAGAUACUUUGGCGAGCUCUAUCUCAAGAGAAUGUCACUUGUCAAUCAGAAGCACAAGGUGACAGACGUGUACAUAUUGGUGCGCGUCUAUCAAAUUCAGAAGGAACCCGGUAUUUACAUAUAUGUUGAUCCGUGGGGACUGCAGCUGAAAGGAGAAAUUCUACUCGAGACAGAGGCCAGCUACAGUGCCCACCUCCCUUACUCAACAGAACCUUUCCUGAAGUUUUCUGCAGCCAGAUUCACCGAGGAUACACAUGAGAUUUACACCGGCCUUGAUGUCGGGUCGUGUGAAACCCGUCUCCUCAGGCUACAGCUACUGGACGACGGCGAUGAAGACGACAAGCCCAUUUGCGGAAGCCUUGACGUCUUUGACCUAGGCGAUCUCGAUGAGCCGUUUUGGGCCAUCUCAUACUUCUGGGGGCCCGACCCGGACGGUCCUGCGCCGUCAACCUUUACGUCUGACCGGGGCAAGAUGCCUAUUACUGAAUCUCUUGCAUCGUGCCUCAAGUGUUUGCGGCGGAAGAGAGUGUCCACUCUACUCUGGGCCGAUGCGCUGUGCAUCAACCAGGAUAAUCCAAUGGAGAAGGCACUUCAAGUCCGACGGAUGGGUUCUCUUUAUCAUCAAGCAGAGAAGGUCUUGGUCUGGCUCGGCACAAGUGGUCACAAGAGUGAGAGUAGUCCCGCCAUGCAGCUGAUGGGCGAUCUACACAGGCCGUUCUGCCACGCGAGAGGCCGCUGCCGGACGAGAAAAGGUCUCUCGGAGCGGAAUUCAAAAGCGGCUAGAGUCCCUGACUUGUCCUGGAAGGAUGUGGAUGGGUUUUUGGGCCAUAGUUGGUUUACCCGCAGCUGGAUCGUGCAGGAAGCCGCUGUCUGUCCCAAGAUGACCAUGAUGUGCGGUCAGUCCGAGAUAGAGUGGGAUUGCUUCAUGGAAUCACUCAUGGAGUGCAGCAAUGGUUUGAACAGACAAGGUGGGCUUGACGACAAUGGCGCCUUUUUGGCCAACUCUAGGCCCGCACUGGCCCUCCAUAGCCUGCGGGAGAGGUAUCAAGGGGGCGCAAAGUUCGACUUUUUGAGGCUCCUCGACAUGUUCUCGUAUACCCAGGCCUCCAGACCGCGCGACAAGCUCUUUGCCCUGCAAAACCUGGCGAGAGACGUUGCUACAGAAGAUCCCCUCUUCGUCCCAGACUACGACUCCCCAGAGGGAGAAGUGCUGGCAAAGUACGCCAAGGGAUUGGUCCACAAAGGAAGGGGACUAGAUCUUUACCGAGCAGGAAGCGAAAAGAGCUCCAACAUUUGCUCUUGGAUACCCGACUUGCUAAACAGCCGGCGAAGAGAAACGACCAUCUCAACUUGGGAUGCUGCUGGGGGAGAGGGUGGCUUCAGCGCAGGGAGGCCAGUCCCGCCCAGGAUCCGUCUCCAGGACAUGGGGUCUCAACACGUCCCAAUUCUUGCAGUGCGAGGUUCUAUCAUCGACGAGGCAGACGACUGCUUUGAGAUACACUUAUCCGCGGGCAUGAGGGUCGCUUUUGCCGACGUGCUCGAGAAGAUGCGAGGCUAUACAUCGCACCUCGUUGACUACCCAGGCUCCGACCAAGAUAAAAUGGCGACAGACAGAAAUUGGAGUGACAAGCUCAUGAUCAAGUGUCUUGUCGGGGACGCCCGAGGACCUCAAGUGGUAUCGAGGCAGUCUACCACUUACGCAACGGAGGCAAACGGGCGAACACGGGCGACAACGGCGACUUGGAAGGACAAGGACUGGGAAGAGAUCCUUGACCUGGAUCUGGGUCAAAAUGCUUGGAAGUACCAGAAGGAAACCUCACCACAUUCACAAAAGCGGCUCAUGCAGUUCUGGGAGACGGCUGUGGCCUUUGCCGAUAACAUCCCACGUGCCGUCUUCGCCACGACCAAGAACAGGUACGCCGGAAUCAUCCCGGGGGCGGCACAACCGGGAGACAAGAUAUUCAUCGCGGAUGGGGCCAAGGUUCCAUUUAUCAUCAGCCGCUCUGCGAGGGUAGCGACGUGCUACAGGUUGGUUGGGGAGUGUUAUAUCCAUGGGAUCAUGUACUCUCCGCCAUCGUCGGCUCCUCGUAAGGGGGAGGAUAUCCUACUCAUUUAG